UUGUCUUCAAGUACCGUCUUUGUCUUCAAGUACCGUCCUUGUUUUCAAGUACCGUCUUUGUCUUCAAGUACCGUCCUUGUUUUCAAGUACCGUCUUUGUCUUCAAGUACCGUCCUUGUUUUCAAGUACCGUCUUUGUCUUCAAGUACCGUCCUUGUUUUCUAUUUCCAGAGUGACCUGUUCCAUUAUGUGUAGAGUGAGAGAGAAUACAAGGCGGACAUGUACUACACUGACGUUCCUGUGUAUGAUAUGGCUGGCUUCCUGUCUCACUCACACUCCACAGCAGAACCUCAAGGAUGACUUCAGUGCCUCCUCCUCCUACAGGAACGUACUUCCUGCCAACAUCUCCUGCGGGAUGAUCAAAGAUAUUGUGUUGACCUCUGCGAUUCUCUGUGACCUCAUCGAUGCUUUCAAAAAUAACUACACGCUGUACGAGUAUGGGGAGUCCUGGGAUACAAUGGAUACCAUCUUCAAUGAGAGCAGAGACAACACUUCGUUACAGAUCUGUGACGAGGAGGGUACACACUGCAUGUAUGUGUUGCCCAACCUGCCCCCUGAGUCUGCACAGCAGCAGUCAACACAACAGCAGUCUGCAAAUCAGCUAGUGAUAGUUCUUGAUUUCGUCCAGCGGUACACUGUAGCCAUGGAGAGCCUCCUCUUAGACCAGACACUACACGAGAAUGUCUUCGCUAGCCAGAUGGCAGAGAUCCACGCCAAUCUGGAGGGCCUGAUUGACUCCCUCAUAAACAGCGUGAUUAUGUGCGACUUACAGCCCUACGAGGCAAUCGUCGCGAACCUGUCAGUGAGGAUGUACAAGGGUGGGGACACAGUGAUCCGUGCUGAGCGAGGCUUCAGAACUCUGCGACAAGUACGCCGAGGUCUUCAGUAUAUUAUUGACAUCUUUGGGACGCGGUCUUUGAUCCCCAAGUCAUAAUUUCUUGCGUGUAAUGUAUUUAAUUCCUCUAGUCUCUAAAUUCAUGAGGCUUCAAACAAACCUUAUGAACUGCUGUCCACAAUAAGUGUAUGAACAAUCUUGUUUUCGGUUCCCCGAAUCUUCCUCCAACGGGAUUGAAACCUUUCUUUCAGACUACUGUAUUCAGUUAAAGGAUUUAAUCCCACAUGUCUAGUUCCUUAAGUCUUACUCCAGUAGACUUAAGAUAUUUACUAAAUUAACAGUUUACAAUACUGACAAGUCAUACCUUUGAUAUACCUUUGAUGAGU
Messenger RNA from Cherax quadricarinatus, 1219 nucleotides. RefSeq lists its product as uncharacterized. NCBI's taxonomy places the organism in Eukaryota, Metazoa, Arthropoda, Malacostraca, Decapoda, Parastacidae. The record is from RefSeq and is a predicted model, not a curated record.